AUAAUUAAGAGAGAAAUGGGAGAAGAAGACGAAGAUGAAGGCUGGGGUUGGCAUCUGUUACUAAUCAUCAAACAAGUGAAGUGAAGAGAAAAGAAAUGGGGAGUCUGGUGUACCAAGUAAUUUCCUCCGCGGCACUUCUGACGCUGGGCAUGUACCAUCUGAUAAGCACCACGCGCAACUACCUCAAAUCGCCUCACGCCUACGCCGCCAAACCCUUCCACCCCUUCCCCUACCCCCGCCGCCUCCCGCUCUACCUAAUCAUACUCUCUCUCCUCCUCGCCAUGGCCCACCACCUUCUCGUCUCCGCCGACGCCGAUCCCCUUGUCCGCGGCGCCACCGCCGUCCACCGCAUCACCUCCCUCCAAUCCGCCGCCACGCUCUUUUUAUUCCUCCUCCUCGCCUUCGCCCUCCUCAUCGCGGACGCCUCCCCCGCCCUCCUCCCCCUCUCCCCCGACCUCUCCUUCGCCCUCGCCUCCGUCCUCUUCCUCCUCCACGCCGCCCUCGCCUCCGCCCGCGCCGCCCUCCAGACCUCCGCCAUCGAGGCCAAAUGCCUCUCCGUCUCUGCUAACCUCUCCCACCUCUCCGCCCUCCUCUGCCUCCUCCUCGCCGCGCUCCCGCGCCUCUUCCCCGCCGACGCCGCCCUCUCCGCCACCUUCUGCCUCCGCGGGCUCUGGGCUCUCCAGAGCGGCCUCUCCCUCUACGCCGACGCCUUCAUCCCCGAGGGCUGCCACCGCCUCCUCGACGUCACCAGCGGCGUCGAGGGCUCCACACAGUGCGAUCUGGACGAGUCCAAGCUCCGCGCCGUCGCCAUCCUUGAUCUCGCAUUCUUGAUCCACGCCAUCAUCGUGGUCCUAAUCGUGCUCCUCACUUAUGCCCUCUUCGCCAGAAGCUUCGGCGGGAGGAGGCUCGGAUCCUAUGAGGCGCUCCCCACCGCGGCUUCCCCUACGGACCCCAACCACAGCCUUAUUCAGAUGAAGGCCUUGACUGGCACCCAGGCUUGAAUCUUUUUUUCGUUCAUUAUAUUAUUUAUUUAUUUAGAAUUUUUGUUAUCUAUCGUUAUGUGAUCAGAAUGUAGGGACGGACUUUGUGAAUACAACAUAGUAUUCCUGUUUAGUUAGUCAGAUGAAUCCUUAUGCAGUUCCAAUUUUGUUUUGUUUUGUUUUGUUUGUUACUGCUUUGCAUUUUCCUAAUCACUCUUGGUAGAUAUCAUAUGGACCUUCUCUUUUUUUA
Glycine soja is the source of this 1230-nucleotide messenger RNA. RefSeq lists its product as uncharacterized. Bases 96 to 1001 code for a protein of 301 amino acids. NCBI's taxonomy places the organism in Eukaryota, Viridiplantae, Streptophyta, Magnoliopsida, Fabales, Fabaceae. The transcript has a single exon. The record is from RefSeq and is a predicted model, not a curated record.